Molecule: messenger RNA, 501 nt
Organism: Beta vulgaris subsp. vulgaris (sugar beet)
Lineage: Eukaryota; Viridiplantae; Streptophyta; Magnoliopsida; Caryophyllales; Amaranthaceae
Source: the annotation of a RefSeq genome assembly
AUGCUAACGUCUCGCGUUUUAAACAGCACUACUAUGGCUAUUGUCAUUCUGUAUGCGGCGAGAAUCUUAGUUGGAAUGCCCAUCAAGAAAGGUGGGAGAGCUUUGAGAGAAAGCUCACUGGAAAGUCUUGUUUACACCAUUAAUGAGAGAUUUUCUUUUAUCAACAGAGCUUAUUCAACAACGGCGGAAAGCAGACAAAAAGAAGCUUCCGUCUUAUUGAAUCAUAUGAUUUCCCGGGUUGACCGAUCUAAAUGCCAACACCCCCAUCCAGGGCUAAUCAUAGCCUCUCAUACCUUCAAAGAGCCAUACUUCGCUUUUAGCGAUUUUGAUCAACUCAGUCUGGCUAUCAUGGAUCUCUUACUCCGGGGUGCUUACCCUUACUUAUCGGGUUCGAAUUACGCUAAGUUCAAUGUUUUAUUUACAAUGUUUACCUCCGGCGGGACACCUACCACCUUUGCGGCUGGUCGUGCUAUCGCCUUGACUUAUGAAGAUGGAAAGUGA